This is a messenger RNA of Didymosphaeria variabile, 486 nucleotides long. RefSeq lists its product as uncharacterized. The transcript has a single exon. NCBI's taxonomy places the organism in Eukaryota, Fungi, Ascomycota, Dothideomycetes, Pleosporales, Didymosphaeriaceae. Bases 1 to 486 code for a protein of 161 amino acids. The record is from RefSeq and is a predicted model, not a curated record.
AUGCAUCUCCACACUUUGAUCGCCCUGCUUCUCAGCUUCCUCGUCUCCAUCGUCCGGUCCGCACCCACCGACGGAAACGACGGAAGGGAUCGGUACUGGGAGACAGACAUCAAUCAUGACUGUGGUCGCGUCGAGACGGGUGCGAAGUACCAACAGGUAGGCGCCAUGCAGUGGGGGUACCCGGACUCCAAUGGUCAUCUCCCGUUCAGCUACAAUACCAAGGUGUGCCUCACAAAGGAGCCCGGAUACGAUUGCAUACGGCUUUCAAGCGCCGAGGAUCACAAGGUCAACCGCUUCUAUCUUGCUACUGGCUUUUUCAUUGCCGUCUACAGGUACAUGUUCCUGGGUUGUAGGAACAAUGGUGACGAUGUUGCUAACUUUGAGAGUGACGACAAUUGCAUGAACGACAAGGUCACAGUGCAGGGUCAGAGUGGCUCACUUUUCGGGGAGUACAACAUUCACAGCUACAGGGCGUGGGCGCAUUGA